CUGCGACUCCCCGCACCGUUACCGGACCAUGGACGGAGAGGGGACGCCUUGGGCGGCGGAGGGGACGGGCGGAGAUUACGGCGGAGCAGCGUGCUGCGAGCGGGUGGUCAUUAACGUGUCGGGUUUACGGUUCGAGACCCAGGCUCGGACCCUGGGCCAGUUCCCGGACACGCUGCUGGGCGACCCGGGCCGCCGCAUGGGCUACUUCGACCCGCUCAGGAACGAGUACUUUUUCGACCGCAACCGGCCGAGUUUCGACGCGAUCCUGUACUAUUACCAGUCGGGAGGCAGGCUCAAGAGACCGGCCAACGUGCCGUUCGACAUCUUCUGCGAGGAGGUCAAGUUCUACGAGCUGGGGGAAGAGGCGACCCUCAAGUUCCGUGAGGAAGAGGGUCUGGUCAAAGAAGCUGAGAGACCCCUACCUGAGGAUGAGUUCAAACGCCAGGUCUGGCUCCUCUUUGAGUAUCCGGAGAGUUCGAGUCCCGCCCGGGGCAUCGCCAUCGUCUCGGUCUUGGUCAUCCUCAUCUCCAUCGUCAUCUUCUGCCUGGAGACCCUCCCCGAGUUCCGGGACGAGGACUUCCCGCCCGAUUUUAGCGGCGCUCCCGCCAACCAGACCCGGCGGCCGGCUGGCUGGCCCCUGGCCUCCACUUUCGGAGACCCCUUCUUCAUCGUGGAGACGGUGUGCAUCGUGUGGUUCUCCUUCGAGCUGCUGGUGCGUUUCUUCGCCUGCCCCAGCAAGCCCGCCUUCUUCCGCGACCUCAUGAACACCAUCGACGUGGUGUCCAUCGUGCCGUACUUCAUCACGCUCGGCACCGACCUGGCGCAUCGGCAGACGAACGGGCAGCAGGCCAUGUCGUUCGCCAUCCUGCGGACCAUCCGCCUGGUGCGGGUCUUCCGCAUCUUCAAGCUGUCGCGGCACUCCAAGGGCCUGCAGAUCCUGGGCCACACGCUGAGGGCCAGCAUGAGGGAGCUGGGCCUCCUCAUCUUCUUUCUCUUCAUUGGCGUGGUCCUCUUCUCCAGCGCCGUCUACUUCGCCGAGGCCGACGACCCCAAGUCGCAGUUCACCAGCAUCCCGGACGCUUUCUGGUGGGCGGUGGUCACCAUGACCACGGUGGGCUACGGGGACAUGAAGCCCAUCACGGUGGGCGGCAAGAUCGUCGGCUCCCUGUGCGCCAUCGCCGGGGUGCUCACCAUCGCCCUCCCGGUCCCCGUCAUCGUCUCCAACUUCAACUAUUUCUACCACCGGGAGACCGAGAGCGAGGAGCAAGCCCCGGCGUCCGUCACGGCUCCCACGAGUUGCCCGUCGCUUCUCCGCAAGCUCCGGCGACCCUCCUGCUCCUCCUCGUCGUUAGGCGCCAAGUCGGAGUAUGUGGAGAUGGACGAGAGCCUCCGCGAGUCCCUGUGCCUUAAAUCCAAAGGCAACGGCAAAGAGAGCACCAAACCCAACGCCUUGCACCUCAAAGCGCUGGAGACCGACGUGUGAGCACCGUUCGGCCGCUUCAGAUUCCCUUUAUCACCCUACUUUUUUUUAGGAAAAUAAAAAAAGAGAGAAAAUUGUUGUCAGUGCACGGUGCUCUCUCUCUCUCUCUCUCUCACCCCCCCCCCCA
Molecule: messenger RNA, 1607 nt
Organism: Stegostoma tigrinum
Lineage: Eukaryota; Metazoa; Chordata; Chondrichthyes; Orectolobiformes; Stegostomatidae
Gene: kcna4
Product: potassium voltage-gated channel, shaker-related subfamily, member 4
Exons: 1
Coding region: 29-1483 (484 amino acids)
Biological process (GO): protein homooligomerization; potassium ion transmembrane transport
Cellular component (GO): membrane; voltage-gated potassium channel complex
Molecular function (GO): protein binding; delayed rectifier potassium channel activity
Source: RefSeq, a predicted model, not a curated record